AUGACCUCAAAAAUUCUCUCAGAAUCCCCGCCCUUUGAUUCCUCGAAUCGACCGGUCGAUGAGUGGGAUCGACUUGUAAUGAUGAGUCCCACCGUAGCCCAGCACCAACGCAAGCCUGUCACAAUGUUGGACAAGCCAGCCAAAAUCGAAAUAAAAAAGCCCGAGGGUACGUUGAAGACGCCGGACGGACGGCAGAUCACGUUGAAGAACAACCAACAAAUGAACUGUCUUCGACUGGUCGAAACGUCGGAUUGUUUGAGAACGCCGACCAUGACGCGAACACCUACUAUAUCAUCGCCAUUAAAGACGGCGGCUUCGUUGGUGCACGCCGACGAUCUGAACACGCCUAGUCUGUGUUUGAGCAGUGCCACGCCCAAGAAUGCGGUUCAGGCCUUUUUGGGGACCACGAGCCUCUUUUGACUGGUAAGGGUGAUGCUUAGCUAUGGGAGUAGAUACAGUAGGAUUCUUAAAAAAUUUUUAACAAAAUUUUUAAAAAUUUGAAUUAUAGGGGCUAAAAAAGGUCUUGACGCCGAAUAAAUAAAUAAAUAAAAAAGUCUUGUCGCCAAUUUACAGAGCUUUUCAUGACAAAAAACGACAAAACUUUUUUGACCUUUUAAAUUGUUAUUGCCUUGGGCAUUGAUUGACAAAAUAGCUUUUAAUAAGAUUUCUGUAACAAAACCUAUUUUAAAUUUUACAAUUUUUGCACAACUAACUAUUAAAAAGACGAAACGAAAAGUUUUGUCGCCAAUUUGUAGUUUUAUGAAGGGUAAAAAAUGACAAAACUUUUUUUUCAAGUUUUCUACAAGUAAGGUAAAACAUUUAUGGCUUAAUGUACUACUUAUGGCUUAAAAAUAGUCAAAAAAGCCAUAAAACCUUAAGAAAAAAGCUUCAAAAGAUAACUAGUUACGUAGGUUGUUAUCACUAAAACAUUAAAAAUUUAUUUUUUUUAGUUUUUAAAUCAAAGACAUUAAAAUUUCAAGGUGUGCCAACCAAAUUUUAGCUUAGCUUUUCAAGUUUUAGUUUUAAAAAUGUAAAAUAAGAUGCAAAAAGCCAAAAUAUUGUUUAAAAAUAGGCAAAAUACGUCCAUACUAAAAUUUAGUCAUAAAAAAGAUCAAAACAUUGUUGAACAAAUCAAAUUCAAUAUUUUUAAUAAUUUUUUUUUAAUUUUUCCAAAUUUUAGCGAAUAUCGAAAUUUCCACAGUGGUGUCGCAGUCAACGACAACUGCUCAAAGUACGUUUGAUAGAUGUAGUAUAGUUUUGAUGUUGUGGUAGUUGUAUUUGGCUUUUAAACUGGCUUAAUUGUGAAUAGUAUUAGAAAUAGUGCGGUUAUAGGAAUUUCGGUACUAUAUAGUACGUGGUAGUACUGGUCAAGUACUAGUAGUACUGUAAAACUAUUAAUAGUACUAGAAAUAGUAUGGUUAUAAAAGCAUUAGUGUUAAAAGAGCUAUGAUAGUAUUGGUCAUAGUACUCAUAGUGCUGUAAAAAUAGAAAUUGUAUGGCACACUCUAAAAAUUGAAAAAGUUUUUAAAAAUUUUAAUUUUUUGUAAAAUACGUCCGGGAAUUACACUUUUUUUAAUAUGGUAAUUUUCAGCAACGACAGCUCAAUCCACUGCUGACGGCAAUCUUUCCAAUGCAGAUCCAGCCAACAUUCAGUCGAAGGAUCACAAAACGAACGCUACAUUCACUAUCAAAGGCAGCUUUAGCACAUCUCCUGGUAUGCUUCUUUCUAUUUUAUGGGAAGGGGGGGCGGGGAGUAAUUUUAUAAAAUAAUUUGGGAAGAGGGGGGGUGGGGGGGGUGGGGUGAAUGACAAAAACUUUGUUUACAAAGCUAAAAAUGACAAAAACUUUGUUUACAAGGCAUUUGAAUCCGUAUUUUACUUGAAAAGUCAUGUUUAUUCAUAACUUUUAUAAAAUUUUGAUAUUUUAGGUCUCAGCACGACAUUAUUCCAAUUUUCUCCGAUUGUCGAGCAUUUCCUUCAACAAUCCUUUAAAAGCCCAAAUUUGUUCAAUGUCGAUGGAAAAAGUCAAGAAAAUGAAAUGGACAAAGUAAGUUUUAAUUUUUUUUUAAUUUUAAAAAUUUUAAAAUUCGAAAUUUUAAAAUUUUAAAUUCCAGGACAAAAAACCGGACACCUCCGAUUACAUGGUACCCAAAUGCUCAUCCGGCAAAUGCUCUACCUCAUCCGAACCCACUUUCAGCUCACAACACCUAAAUUACACUCAAAUCAAGGAAGAACCGUCACAUAGUCAAGGACCUCCUGUUGGGUAUCAAGUAAGCUUUUUCGUUUUGAAUUUUUAUUGGUUUUUAGGCCUAGAACUAUUAUCUUUCUUAUUUGAUAAAGUAAAGGGCAUAAGUUCUAAGAAAAACCUUGAUUUCAAACGUUAAAACCAUUCAUUGACCACCUACUACAAUAUCGAGAAGCCAAAGCUUGUAUCUCAAAAACUAGCGCUUGAUUUCUUUUGAUUUAGGUAUCAAAUUGAUCCAUUUAUUAUGCCCAAUGUUUUAAAAUAAGAAUCAGCCACUCUUUUUGACAUUCCUUGAAGAUAUACCUUAUUUUAAACCAUCAAAACACUAUUUUUACUGUGAAAAUCUAAAAAUUGAUGUUAUUCAACGGAAAAAGAGAAAUUUGUUGUAAAAUUUGUUGCAAAUUAAAGCAGAGGUAUUAUGUUUUGCAAACAUUUUUUAUGUAAGAAAUGGUCAAUAACUAUAAGUAAAAUAGCGUUAAACUUGAUAAGGUCGACUUUUCUUGUUCGUUUCCCCGUUUUUUCGCUCGCAAAUCCAAACAGGUUCGAAUCGGCUUGGAUGCGGAGGCCGUUUUUUAUUGAAAACAAUUGUAAAUCAUUAGGAAAAGCUGUGAAAAAGUUUUUUUUUGGCUAUUUUUAUUUAUUUUUUUUAUUUUCAGAUCCACCAAAGCUUUAGCUGUUCAGUAGUACCCUACUCUGAAACUCAACUAUCUCGUUCCUCAUUCGAAGCCCAAUCCUUUACCAAUGUCACACCAUCCGGCAGUAAUGCACCAUCAGCAUCAUCUUCUCGACCAGGCAGUACUAUCAACAGUGGUACAAGCACUUUCAACACCAGCUCCAUGAAUAUCAGCACAACAAACAGCGGAUCUCUGAACAGCACCAUGAGUGGUACCAUGAACAGUUCCAUCAUGUCUGGUGCUUUCCAGCCCAAAAUAGAGCCAAUGGACGAGUUUUACCCAAUGUCACAGUACCCUGGUACCAGUAUGUUCAGCGAGGAGUACUAUGAUACGAAUCCGAUGCCAAUUCCAGACUCUCAUUCGAGUGGUACCAGUCCUGUACCAACCGCGAGAAGGAGGAUGGGGAAUCGGCCGUCGAAGACACCGCUUCAGGAUCGACCGCACAAGUGUCCAAUGAAGGAUUGUGACAGACGAUUCAGUAGGAGUGACGAAUUGACACGACAUAUUAGGAUUCAUACUGGCCAGAAGCCCUUUCAGGUAAGGUUUGGUACUAGUAGUACCAUAUUUUGCAUUAUUUAUGCCAAAUUUUAUUAUUUUACCAACAUUUUAAAAGCUUUUGAUUUUUGCAUUGUGCAGCAUUUUAUUCUUUGCACCGUGCAAAAGAUGAAGCUUGCACUGUGCAGAAUGAAAAAAGUUUGCACCGUGCAGAAUAAAAAACCUUGCACUGUGCAGUAGUUUUAUUGUUUGCACAGUGCAAAAAAUGAAUUGAAAACUGAAAAAAAAAUAAAAAUUUUAAAAAAAAUUAUUAUUAUACCUAAACACUCCAACAUUUCAGUGCCGAAUCUGUUCCCGCUCCUUCUCUCGCUCCGACCAUCUCACAACUCACGUUCGUACUCACACUGGCGAGAAGCCCUUUACCUGUGACGUCUGUGGUCGAAAGUUCGCUCGAUCUGACGAAAGAAAACGGCAUGCCAAAGUACAUUCGAAACAGAAGAACGGCCGAAGACAAUCGAUCUCCUCUGUCGGCAGUGGCUCUAGCUUGUCCAACCUACCAGGUAUGAGGGGUACCAGUAUCUUUGAAGAGGCUCUCAGCGCUUUAUAAGGCUUUGUACUAAAUUGUCUUGAUGUUUUUAAUAAGAUUAUGGAUUUACAGUCAUUUUUGAGGUAUACACAACUUAUGUUUUGGCAAUUUUUAUGAGUUUUUUAAUGAAAAUUGGCAAAAAACCUUGAUAUAUUAGGUUGUUCAAAAACUCUGCGCUACGUCUCAAAGCAAAUUUGCGGGGUUAGUGGCUCAGAAGUUUUUGAACAAUUCUAUAGCUAAUAAUUUUUGACUUUUUUUAAAUUUAUGGUUGAAAAUGACAUCUCUGAUGCUGUAACAACACAUUUGGCACUUUAGUUUACCUUAAUUUCUUUAAAUUUUAAAUUUUUUGAACAAAAAGUUUGGCGCAAAAGUUUUCGGAAUUUUUGAAAAUUAUUUUAAAUUUAAUGUUUAUGGCUGUUGGCAACUAUUUUUUCUUGUUUUUACAUUUUUAAGUUCGUUUUUAGCCUUUUUAUGAACCAUUUUAAUUUUUUUGCACCGUGCAGAUUUCUUAAUUUUUUGUGCACCGUGCAGAUUUUUUUAAAAGUGUUGCAUCGUGCAAGGUUUUAAAAAAUAUUGCGCAAUAACAACUUUAAAUCAAUCUUCAGGCUAGCCUAAUAACAUAAAAAUUCAAAGUUAGAAAAGUUGUUGUCAUUUUAGCAAUUUAAAAAUUUUUAAAAAAAUACUGCACUGUGCAAACUUUCAUAAAACUUUUGUGCCAACUAAAUAAGCCUAAAACUAACUUUUACAUGUUUUAACAAUGUUAUUGUACUUUCAUGCUAACAAUUAUUCGUUUUUUUUUCAAGGUUUCGACCAGUAA
This is a messenger RNA of Bursaphelenchus okinawaensis, 4816 nucleotides long. The record is from the annotation of a GenBank genome assembly. Lineage: Eukaryota; Metazoa; Nematoda; Chromadorea; Rhabditida; Aphelenchoididae.